Messenger RNA from Sphaerodactylus townsendi, 2007 nucleotides. RefSeq names its product glutamic-oxaloacetic transaminase 2 (gene GOT2). The transcript has 10 exons. Lineage: Eukaryota; Metazoa; Chordata; Lepidosauria; Squamata; Sphaerodactylidae. The coding region runs from base 95 to 1363 and encodes 422 amino acids. The record is from RefSeq and is a predicted model, not a curated record. Gene Ontology annotation, molecular function: L-aspartate:2-oxoglutarate transaminase activity; pyridoxal phosphate binding. Gene Ontology annotation, cellular component: mitochondrion. Gene Ontology annotation, biological process: L-aspartate catabolic process; biosynthetic process.
AUGGCGCCUCCAGUCCCGCCCGCCGUCGGGCCCCGCCUCCUCUCUGGGCUCAAAGGCGAAGCGAAGGCAGACAGGCAGGUAGCAGCAGCCGGCCAUGGCUCUCCUCCACUCCACUCGUCUCGUCUCGCCUUGCAUGGCCGCUCUGUCGGCCCGGGCCAGCUCGUGGUGGGCUCAUGUGGAAAUGGGACCUCCUGAUCCCAUUCUGGGAGUGACUGAAGCCUUCAAGCGGGACACCAGCAGUAAGAAGAUGAACCUGGGAGUUGGGGCAUACCGAGAUGACAAUGGGAAGCCGUAUGUCUUGAACUGUGUUCGCAAAGCAGAGGCCCAGAUAGCUGCAAAGAAGUUGGACAAGGAAUACUUGCCCAUUGCAGGGCUGGCAGAGUUCAGCAAGGCAUCUGCUGAGCUGGCUUUGGGAGACAUGAACGAGGUUAUUCAGAGUGGCCGGUAUGUCACUGUGCAGACGAUUUCUGGAACCGGAUCUUUGAGAGUUGGUGCCAAUUUCUUGCAACGAUUCUUCAAAUAUAGCCGUGAUGUCUACCUCCCCAAACCAUCCUGGGGCAAUCACACCCCCAUCUUCAGAGAUGCUGGGAUGCAGCUCCAGAGCUACCGGUACUAUGAUCCCAAGACCUGUGGCUUUGACUUCACUGGAGCUUUGGAAGACAUUUCUAAAAUUCCGGAGCAAAGCGUCAUUCUCCUCCAUGCCUGUGCUCACAACCCAACUGGUGUGGACCCACGACAAGAGCAGUGGAAGGAGCUGGCAGCAGUAGUGAAGAAAAGGAACCUCUUUGCCUUUUUUGACAUGGCAUACCAAGGUUUUGCCAGUGGGGACAUAAACAGAGAUUCCUGGGCUGUCCGUCACUUCAUUGAACAAGGCAUUAACGUUGUGUUGUCCCAGUCUUAUGCAAAGAAUAUGGGUCUGUACGGGGAGCGUGUGGGUGCCUUUACCGUGGUUUGUAAGGAUGCCGAGGAAGCCAAGCGAGUGGAGUCCCAGCUAAAGAUUCUGAUCCGCCCCAUGUACUCCAACCCUCCAAUCAAUGGGGCUCGGAUCGCCUCUACUAUUCUCACCAGCCCUGACUUGCGCAAGGAAUGGCUGGCAGAAGUGAAGGGGAUGGCUGACCGGAUCAUUGGCAUGCGGACUCAGCUGGUGGCAAAUCUGAAAAAAGAAGGCUCCUCUCACAACUGGCAACACAUCACUGACCAGAUAGGCAUGUUCUGCUUCACGGGCCUGAAGCCUGAACAAGUGGAGCGGCUAACCAAGGAGUUCUCCAUCUACAUGACCAAGGAUGGACGCAUCUCAGUUGCAGGCGUGACAUCUGGCAACGUGGCUUACCUGGCUCACGCCAUCCAUGAGGUCUCCAAGUAAACUGGGAGUUGAGUAAGCUCGGAUGGCCUUCCCUUCCACCUUCUUUGGACACUUGGACUUCAGAGAAUGGGAGAAAUGAAGGACAGCUGUUUUCUCCAUGGCACUUAACCAUCACUGAAUGUAUUUCUGUUCUCUCCCCCCUCCCACCAGCAUUGCUUGGCUCUAGGCAAAGCUGUUGGCACACGUUCUUUUCCUGCCUUCCAAAGAACCCACCUAUAUGUUAACCAAAAAUGGACCCUUGCAUACUUCUAGAGGUUGCAAGGGAACCGGUUCAAAUAUGCCCAUCUUGAGUGUCUUGUCACCAAACAUGGUGAUGGUAGGGUGGCUACUUCAGCUCUUGUGGCAUUCUGGUCUGUCUUUUCACGAUCUUUCUUUUCCCCAUGAACAUGGACUGGUUUUCUGAGCUGAUCUCAAAGAGCAAAACAUUACAGAGGUUUGUGCUUCACAAGAGUUUUUUUUUCUUCUCCUGGGCAUUUUGGAGGGCGGUUGAACGUCCUGAUUCUUUUUUUCCCCAAGGCAGACAAGGGCAUUGAAUGUCCCUCUCCUCCCCACCCCCAGUGGCUGCAGCUAUUGAAGAGGUCUGGAUGUCCAAAGUGUGAUCUAUUUCUGAUGGCAUUUAUAAAUUGGCUGGCUUUUAAUUGAAA